Molecule: messenger RNA, 1618 nt
Organism: Rhododendron vialii
Lineage: Eukaryota; Viridiplantae; Streptophyta; Magnoliopsida; Ericales; Ericaceae
Product: E3 ubiquitin-protein ligase CHIP
Exons: 8
Coding region: 242-1087 (281 amino acids)
Biological process (GO): protein quality control for misfolded or incompletely synthesized proteins; proteasome-mediated ubiquitin-dependent protein catabolic process; positive regulation of proteolysis
Cellular component (GO): cytoplasm
Molecular function (GO): ubiquitin protein ligase activity; protein-folding chaperone binding
Source: RefSeq, a predicted model, not a curated record
UAAUUUAACACAAUCCAAACACAACCUAAUCUACAGUGUCCCCUGUGACCUUUUCAGUUUUCUACGGAGGUCGUCUCUCUCUCUAUCUCUCUCUGCCUUUCCCGCAAUCGAGCGUUCCCGGAACCUCUCCUCACCCCCCAAACCCCCGUUGAAUCCCUUAUCCAUAGAGAUUGCAGAUUACCGAUCAAACUUCAAAGACAUUUUUGGUUUUUAGAUGUAGAUUGAGAAAUAGAGAGAGAAUAUGGCUCCGUCCGCGGCCGAAUCCCCAUCGGCUAUACAAGCAGAAAGGCUGAGACAAGAUGGAAACACCUACUUCAAGAAAGAUCGCUUCGGCGCCGCCAUCGAUGCGUACACUGAGGCCAUCACUCUGUGCCCUAAUGUUCCCGUGUACUGGACCAAUCGCGCUUUAUGUCAUCGCAAGCGCAAUGAUUGGACGAAAGUGGAAGAGGAUUGUAGAAGAGCAAUUCAACUCGAUCACAGUUCUUUCAAGGCCCACUACAUGCUCGGGCUGGCAUUGCAACGAAGGCAUGAAUAUGCUGAAGGAAUCAAGGAAUUGGAAAGAGCUUUGGAUCUUGGGAGGGGUGCCAACCCACAGAGUUACAUUGUUGAGGAGAUAUGGCAGGAACUUGCAAAAGCCAAAUACCUGGAAUGGGAGCAUGAAUCUAACAAACGUUCAUGGGAAUUGCAAACCUUGAAAGAAGCUUGUGAGUCUGCUCUUAAAGAGAAACUUUCACUUGAUUCUUCCCAAAUCGAAGGGUUUUUAGAUGAUACUAUUGAUUCCAAUUCUGCGCAAUUGGAGGCUCUAGGACAAGUAUUUGAGAAAGCGGCCGAAGCUGACUUACCAACAGAGGUGCCAGAUUACCUAUGUUGUAAAAUAACGCUGGAUAUAUUCCGUGAUCCUGUCAUUACUCCGAGUGGGCUUUCGUAUGAGAGGGCAGUGAUCCUUGAGCAUAUGGAGAAGGUGGGAGAGUUUGAUCCGAUCACACGUGAACCUCUGCACCUAUACCAACUGAUACCAAAUUUGGCCAUUAAAGAAGCAGUGCAUGCAUUUCUAGACAAGCAUGGCUGGGCAUACAAGAUGGAUUGAAAGUUAAAGAGUUGAAUUGUUAUAAAAGAGAGGGGCAAGAAUCGAGUAUGAAUAUUUGGUCAUCCCUUGAAACCCUCUUGCCACAACAGAUUGAUUGGCCCCAAUUGUUGUCCUGAUGCACCAGCGAACGUGUUUGCUUUGCAGUCUUCUCAAACUGUACAGGUGAUAUGGCUUAUUGUAUUUUGUACAGCUUAUUGAACCUUGCUUGAAGAUGAAUUCUGGUGUGAUAGAGAGAUUGCCUUCUCAUUUGCGAUAGAGAUGAUCAAACAAUCUUUCCUCUUAAGACAAAUUGUACCAAAGGGAGCCAGUUGACUGAGCUUUUAAUUGUGUCCUAGUUGCUAUGACAAGCAUUCUCAUAUUAUGUGUGCAAGGCUAGUUGGCUUAAGAGGUCCUCAGAAUUAAUCUGCUGGGAUGGCAGUGUUUUCAUUUGUAUUUGUGAUAUUAAACCGGUAUAAACCUUGAGUGGGUAUAAAUUCGCGUGCUGCUGGAAUUCUCGCGCAACUUUUUUAUUCCGAGUAACAUGUUACCUCA